GCUCCCUCAACCACUGUGACAACCCGAUAAAUCAUCAAACGCCCUGCUAGUCGCUACUUUACCUUUGCAUAAUGUUUUAUAUUGAGAUCAUCUAGCCCCGGGAGUGCCCCUGCGACUGCAGCACGCCUUACAUUCUAACUCCUUCGCCUCCGCUUCACCGACGAACGACCCUGUGAAUAGCCUUCCAACACCGCCGUGGAAGUCGUUUUGGUGGCUCUAUCUGUCUAUUCUCGUGGUUAUUGAAAUAGACGGAAUAAUUUGAUCCGCUAAACCCUACUCUUUGAAGAAAGCGACCCAAAAGACGCAACAAUACCCCACACUCAUCCCUUGUGAACCGGUAAACCUGGCAUCCGAAGUGCCGAUGGUCGAACUUUGAUAGAAAACCGGGUGGGCCUAUUAUUUACUGAGAGUGCGCUCGGAUUCAGAGAAGCCAUUUGCAAACAACAAAAAUGGUUGGUAGAGCUUCUGUUACUCGUGGAGAGGGCUCUCCUGCCCCCUCGAUUUUAGACCUGACUCCUAGAAACUCCCGACGAAGCUCCUCUCGUGCUUCCAGAAAAGCAACACGAGAACUUGAACUUAGCGCUUCCCAUCCAUCUCGUUUGGCAUAUUCUCUGCCUCCAACUCCCAUCGCUUCCUCCUUUGAAGAGGCACUGUCAUCCACACAGCGCGCCAAAAGACACCGUUCGGUGAACUACUACGAAAAGACGCCACAGUCCAAAGGAGCCGAGACUCCAGAUCAGAAGAACGCGUCCUUUUCAACUCAGCCAUCCGGCAGCACCUCGAGAAAGAGUAGUCGUAGUCGCAAGUCCGACAACACUAACAAAGAAUCUGUCAAGGCGCGUGAUUCCACCGGUGACCAAGUAGUCACUCCCUCAAUCUCUAAACGCAAACCCCAGCCUGAGCAAUCUAGCCUGCAUACAUAUUUGCAGAAGAAGUCUCAAGAUAGGCGAAAGACCUCAGCCACACAAGCCGAGGCAUCUGAACAGACCAAACCCAAACCUGACUCCGAACUUCCCACCAUGGGUGCUGCCGUAUCUAGCAACCGCAAGGCUAGAAAGUCUGUGCCAGCGAAACUGAUUGGUGCUGAGAGCACUGAAAAAUCUACCCCCAAACCUAUGGUAGCCACUCGUAUCUCCACUCCUGUCUCUCGCAAGGAUCGCAGGUCUAAGGGUAUUGUCCAAAGUAGCACUAAGGCAACCCCACGGGUGAAGACGCAAUCGACGCCUGCUGUCCCUUCCGCAUCUAAAGCAGUGGAGGCCCAAGCCAAUGGAGCUACCGAUCCAGUCACCCCCGUUGAGCGAGCUGCUGUCUCAAACCCGAACAACACAACAGCCCGAUCCCGUCGUAGCGAUCGCAAGUCUGCUAGGAAAUCCGCUGCAGAUCGCUCUCAGCUAGCCAACGAGUCAUCUCAAGCAGUUACUGCCACCAGUACGGAUACUGAAGAUCACAAACCUGUUAUUCAGGACUCCGACAAACCCGUUGCUCAGGAUUCAGACAAAGGAAGCUCAGACCCUCAACACAUAACCAAGAGACCGAGCAAUACAGUAACCCUGACCUUGGGUCGUAAAUCGAUGGAGACUUUUGUCCAAAAAACCCUUGAACCCGUCUCUUAUAGCCACGAGGUUGCCGAUAGUGUCGAAGGGACACCCGUUCAUAUGUAUGAUGAUUCUUUCCAUUUUGAUUAUGAUACGGACAUGUAUCGUAACAAUUACGGCCUUGACGGCCAGAUGGACGCACCGGCCUCGCCUACGAGCUUUUCUACAACCACCUCCACCGCUGCCCGGACAUCUGGCCGGACCCGGAAGCCCACUAUCAGAGCCUUGGAGUCCCUUGAAUCAGAGCGGCGCUUCCGCCGACCUCGGGCCCAAACUCCCGGCAAGAUAGACUCACCCGCGGCUGAUAGACAGGGCGACAAGGCAAGCACCGGGCAGAAGAGUGCUCGCCAGUCGAAGACACCGCCAGCGGAAACUGCGCAGGCUUCUUCUACCGAGUCGCAGCCUGAUAUGGCUGCCUUUGCCCGCCGUAUAUUCGAGCUGGCUGUGGCUGCCGUGUCGGACGACUUUGUGCCGGCGCCUGAGGCCGACAACUGGGUUGAAGAGCUGCGAAAGGAGCACCAGGGUAAGGGAAAGGUAGAAGUUGCCGCAGUGGAGACGGCGGUUGAGGGAGAGGGUAGGCCACCCUCGCAAGACAAACCUACUGAGCAGUGGACUGACGAGGAUGGUUGGCUGCACACAGGCCAGGUCAACGAGUAUGGAGAGGAAUAUCUCGUCGUUGGCCCUGAUUUUGAGUGGUAUCGUCCUAACAAUACUUACGGAGACAAGGACCUUCCUCAGCCCCCAUUGCGCCUGAGGUCGGUGGAACAGUCCGAGAAGGAUCGUAUCUUCGGCUUUCCACCACGGAUUGGAGAGCGUAACCUGCCUCGUGAAACCUAUCUCCCAUUCGUCAUGGAGGAUGUUUAUCACGAACGGGCUAAGAUCAAGGCCCGUGAUGAAGCCCGGCAAAGGGGCAUCACCGUCGACCGGUCAAUGUCAGUCGCUCAGAUUGAAGCACUGAUUGGCCGGCACGGGAAGACUGACAGCUCGCAAUCAUCCGCGACUCCCGCUCCAACAAAGAGCUCCAAACCGGGCAAGCCUGUUGGAACCCGGAAGCGACGACGUACAGAGCCCGUUGCUCAGAGCGUGGCACCCUCGACCAAUGAAUCUACUGCAGAAAGCACACAUAAGCCUAAGAGAAGACGCAAGAACACGGUAGGAACAUCGGCACCGACCCCGAGUGAACCAGAGCCUCCAUCCGAGCAACCCAAGACCCUUAAACUCAAACUGAUAUUCUCGAAACGGGGAUUGCCGGAAACUCCUUCUGCAACCAAUUCGACUAACACUUCUGGCAAUACGAAGAAGCGCCCUCAUUCCGAAAUCGAGACGGGCGGUGACAACUCUACGAACAACAGACCUUCGAAGAGCCCUAAAACCCUUUCAUCCAAUCCCGUGGCUACCCCAAAACGCCUUCUCAAGCUCUCUACUCCGAAGCAGGGUCAGAAAGAGAAAACCAACAUCGCACCCACCUCCAUCCCCGAUGUACCCCCUUCCGCUGAUCAGAACUCGCACACAACGCCCGGUGGACGUCCCCGUCGCCGCGCCGCCGCAGCCUUGAUGGCCGAGUUCCAGAACCAUAAAGAAGAACGAGCUCGCAGAGCCAACGCACGAAAGAAGCCGAACACUGACAAUCCCAAUGAGACAAACCCCAGUCUGACCCCUAGCUCUGCGAAACAACAGCACUAGUGGUUGACCACAACACCCUCUAAAUACGAUAAUCCCAUUCCAACGUUUUUCCUUUUCCCCCUUCAUACGUCUUUGCCGUUUUAAAUCCACUUUAAUUCUUUAUUCAAGUGACCCCACGUCACCCCCUGGCUGUUAGACAUUUGACUAUCACGGCGUUAUGAACGGUCUUCGGAAAUAAGCAUAGCGGAAAUCUUUCAAGAUAUGGCACGCAAUUGCACCGGCGUUUGAACUCACGUUUUUUUAUUUUUAUUUUUAUUUUUUUGUGAUUUAUCAACGUAUGAGAGGCUCCUGUGGACCUUUCUUGCACCUGAUUCUCAUGUUCUGUUCUCUUUCUCUCCCCCUUUCCCAUUCGUGUAUUGUCCUUCGGUCUGUUCCAUCCUGCCUUAUGACACCAAGGUGACUUGGCCGAGCAUGGACUGGGCUCUUUCGGCUGGUCCACGGCCUCUUCCAAAGUCUUUGUAAUCCACAAACAGGACAAGAGGCGAUGGGGGAACUGUAUUAUUGUUGCCUUCUUCAUGUAUGUACAAUGGUUUCCGCAUCCUUUUUAUUUUCCUUUUCUUUUUUCAUUUCUCGAUCCGGAGGAUAUCGGAAUUAGAAGCAAUUAUAUUUUGCGGGGCUUAAUCGUUUGUAUUUAAUGCAGGGUACUUUCCAGCAUCAGGUUUGAACCCAUCGAGAAUGAACU
Aspergillus alliaceus is the source of this 3960-nucleotide messenger RNA. Its product is annotated as putative GPI-anchored cell surface glycoprotein. Bases 450 to 3278 code for a protein of 942 amino acids. The record is from RefSeq and is a predicted model, not a curated record. The transcript has 4 exons. NCBI's taxonomy places the organism in Eukaryota, Fungi, Ascomycota, Eurotiomycetes, Eurotiales, Aspergillaceae.